AUGCGACAGUUUGGCGACUCGGACGAGUCUGCCUCCGACCUCGACGACGAUACCUCCGGACUCCCCUUCCCUGAGCCAUUGUCCCGUUCCUCCUUUCUCGCCCCCGACUUCGACCCCGCAAAGUACCUGUCCUCCCUGACAAAUCGACACCAGAGCCUGGAAGACCUUCGGCAGGAAUUACGCGACUUGGACCAGCUGCUGAGUCGGGAGUUACUGGAUCUGGUGAAUGAGAAUUACCAGGAUUUCUUGUCGCUUGGGAUUGCACUGCAAGGAGGGGAAGAGAAGGUAGAGCAAGUCCGAGUUGGACUGUUGGCAUUCCGACGGGAUGUCCAGUCCAUCCGCGAUAAGGUUGACGCCCGAUAUCAAGAGGCAGAGCAACUGGUGGAAGAGAAGAAGCGCCUACGGAAGAAUGCAAAUAUCGGGAGGGCUUUGUUGGAUUACGCCGAUCGGGUUGACGAACUGGAAAGAAAAUUGAUGAUUGGAGACACCACACCUGCCCGCCAAGGCGACCAUGCUAAGGACCUCGAUACAGACUCCGAUCUACUGGACAGCGAAAGCGAAGAGAGCGGAGAUGAAGAAAUCCCGAACGACGCAUCAGCCACGCCUCUGGUAUCACUGAAGAGGCUCGAACAUCACAUUCAAAAAUACGUCUAUCUGACAAGACUGUCGUCGCGGAUAGGCGCCGAUCAUCCGUUCUUGGUCAGUCAACAGUCGCGACUGUCGAAGAUCAGAUCUGCAAUACUCUUGGACCUUAAAACUGCGCUCGAACAGGCGAAGAUCGCGGGCGAAAAACGGGAUACAAAAACGCUGGCCGUAUUGCGUCUCUACAAACUCAUGGGGGAGGACACCAGUGCAGUAUCUGCACUGAAGAAUCUGAAAACAUAG
This is a messenger RNA of Aspergillus bombycis, 885 nucleotides long. Its product is annotated as COG2 family protein. NCBI's taxonomy places the organism in Eukaryota, Fungi, Ascomycota, Eurotiomycetes, Eurotiales, Aspergillaceae. Gene Ontology annotation, biological process: intra-Golgi vesicle-mediated transport; Golgi organization; protein transport. The transcript has a single exon. The record is from RefSeq and is a predicted model, not a curated record. Bases 1 to 885 code for a protein of 294 amino acids. Gene Ontology annotation, cellular component: COG complex; membrane.